Messenger RNA from Hyaloscypha bicolor E, 2453 nucleotides. RefSeq lists its product as uncharacterized. The coding region runs from base 1 to 2259 and encodes 752 amino acids. The record is from RefSeq and is a predicted model, not a curated record. NCBI's taxonomy places the organism in Eukaryota, Fungi, Ascomycota, Leotiomycetes, Helotiales, Hyaloscyphaceae. The transcript has a single exon.
AUGAAUUUUCCAUUCUUGUUCUGCCUGCUUGGUCAGGUAGUCUGCUUUGUAGAUGGGACCUCUAGUUUCGGCGGAUUGGAUUCAAAUGUUCCAAGCUCGUCAGAAGCUGCGUCGACAUCCAGACUCAACUCGACGUCGAGCAUUGCGAGCACCCUUCUUGUCGGCUCAGCAGUAGCUUCAGGCCCGGUACUAUCUGUGUCGCCUUUCCUUGAUCCCAGCAUUGUGGUUUCAACGGCGGCCCCAUCGUUCGUUUUCAGAAGUUUGGUAUCCACGAUUCCUGACCCUAUACCUUUUUCUACCAUUACUGCUUCGGAACCUGUCGACAGCUUUACGCCCUCCACAGAGACUAAUGCUCCGCCAUCGCCUCCACCUAUGACUUCAACAAUCAUCAAACCAUUGGUAUCAAGUUCCGGGCUUGCUGGCUCUUCCGAUGUUCCACCUUCAACAGUUCCAUCGCUGUCUCUACUGCCGCCUCUGAGUAUAAUCACCAGUGCGGCCAACCCUUCAUCUUUUCCCAGUAUUCCCAGUUCCGUACUUGCCGACCCCUCAGCAAUUCCGUCACCGUCUCUACUCCCACCUCCAAUAGCAAGCAGCGCUUCUAGUCCAUCCGUUAUCCCCAUUUUUCCAAGUUUCGUGGCAGCUGCAUCUUCAUCGACAUCCCCACUUCAGGAAGCUCCAUCUACCUCAGUCGGUCCGGCCGUUGUUCAAAGUUCGGUUAUCCUUGGCCCUUCGGCAGGCUCGGAGCUGCCUUCGUCAAUAUCAGCUGUCUCUACCUCUAUCGUAGAUGCUGUAGUGCCGAGCUCUCUGCUCCCUCCUUUAUCACGUCUAGCACCAUCGUCAUCACGGCCGCAGUCAGAUGUAACCGCUUCAAGCAGUGCGUCUCCUGUAGGAGCACAACCAUCUUCUGUUCUACUCCAGUCAGUGAUGCCCGCUCCAAGCAGUGCCUUGUCUGCAAUAGCAAGCUCCAGCUCUGAGCUUCCUGCAGCAUCAACCUCUGUUAAAGUCAUUCCUGCGGCUUCCAGCAUUUCAACAGAGCCAGAGCCAUCUCCCACAGUCUCGUUGAUUGUGGUUCAAAGCGGCAGUUCUCCACUGGUAUCUGACCCGGGUCUCCCCGGCUCCUCAGUAGCUACAGCGGCGCCGUCAUCCGGGCUUCCAUCCGUCUCUGCUCAAAGCAGUAAUUCAAUUGCGGCUGUCUCAAGCUCCUUGCCGGAGCCGGCACCACCAUCGACUCUGCGAUCAUCUCCCAUUACAAGUAGCGUUUCUAUUGCCGGGUUCUCCAGCUCUCUGGUAGAGUCAUCACCAUCCUCCGCACUUCCGUCUGUUGCCGUUCAAAGCAGCAUUCCAAUUACCGAGGCCACCAGCUCUGCAACAGAAGCAGCACCGUCAUCUACAAUUCCGUUUGCUCCUCUUUCAAGUAGAUUUUCUCUCCGCACAAAGAAUUCCGGUCUUCCUAGCACAACAGAGGCAGGCACCUCUUCGUCCGCCAUAAUCUCGUCAGUUCCCGUUACAAGUAGCACUUCGCUCUCGACAUCAAUUUUCGGUCUCCCAAGCUCUUCAGCAACUUUGGCGGCAUCGUCAUCUCUUGCUUUUGUCUCAAGUCAAAGCAGUGCUUUGACCGCAUCAAGUACUCUCGCCGGCAAUUCCUCGAGUAUUCUUAUCAGCAGCUCAACGAUCUCUAGCUCGUUCCCCUCUGGAACAAACUCUCUAUCCACCAAUUCCUCGAGUACUCUUAUCAGCAGCUUGGCACAAUCCAGUUCAUUUCCCUCGGUAUCGAGCUUUCCCAUCACCAAUUCCUCUCUCGCCUCAUCGACGUCUUCUUGCCAGUCGUCGACCUGCCCACUCACAUGCCCAACUAAUGUUCCAUCCCUGGUCUACACAACAGUGACGGCGACUGAACUCCAAUCAGCUGCUUACACCCUUCCCGUCUCUACAGCCUUCCUCACAUCGAAUCUUACAGUCACCCCCACUCUCCCAGGUUCGCAUAUCACCAUCACAACAACGCUCGUCCCAACCACCCUCUUCUCCGCCUCCACUUGUGUAGCUACAAAAACAAAACUCAGGAUCAUUGAAACGACAAGGACACACACCUCGAUCUACUGCAGAUUCUCCACCACCAAGACGAUUACUAAAAUCGAGGUGGAGAAGUUCCGCAAGACGGUGACGGUGACGGAGACCACGACUGUUUCGAGCCUCAAUGGGAUAGGUGGGGCUGCAAAUGAAGGGAAAGUCGCGGGAGGGGUGAAGGGGGUGAAGAAAUAACAUUAAGAGGGGAUUAAAGGUAGAGAGCGCGAGAGAGUCGUGGAAGUGGGUCGUUGCUAUGACAAAAGUAUCAAUAUAAGGAAAGACAAGUGUAAGUGCAUUGAAAACAUUACUGUUUUUGCUUUGUCAGAAAACAUUUUUAAAGAUCCAAUUGCCCGUAUCUGACUUCUUGCGUCGACACCACACAAAUGCUG